This is a messenger RNA of Aspergillus chevalieri, 420 nucleotides long. Its product is annotated as Zn(II)2Cys6 transcription factor domain-containing protein. The record is from RefSeq and is a predicted model, not a curated record. Bases 1 to 420 code for a protein of 139 amino acids. Gene Ontology annotation, biological process: positive regulation of transcription by RNA polymerase II. Gene Ontology annotation, molecular function: zinc ion binding; DNA-binding transcription factor activity, RNA polymerase II-specific; transcription cis-regulatory region binding. Lineage: Eukaryota; Fungi; Ascomycota; Eurotiomycetes; Eurotiales; Aspergillaceae. The transcript has 2 exons. Gene Ontology annotation, cellular component: nucleus.
AUGUCGCCCCGGGAGGUAGGCCAACGGCCUGAACCAAGACGCAACCUUGUUAGUCCUCACCGUGCCCCAGCUCGUGAGACUUAUCGAUCUCGCAAGGGCUGCCCCGAAUGUCGCAGAAGGAAGAUCAAAUGUGACGAAACCCGGCCAGAGUGUGGCCAAUGCCUGAAGAGUGGUCGUGCCUGUCAUAUCAUUGACGGGUUGUUCAAACAACACUCUUAUACGUUUUUAGCUACAUCACACGUGCGCGCUGGCUCCAGACAGAAGAAUCGAUCCUCUGGUGCUGCGCAGGGUGCUGUUUCGCAUGAGAAUGCGGAUGGAGAUACUCGCAGGGAGAUUCCCGAACCCAGUAGGAUACUCCCUUCAAGCUUGCUUUUCAUUACUACCAGAUUAACACUUUUUCUGAGUCGAUCUUAUAGGUGA